CUUGUUGACGACUACACGAUAAAUUGUGUGGAUGUUUUUGCAAUGCCACAGUCAGGCACUGGUGUUAGCGUGGAAGCGGUGGACCCUGUCUUUCAAACAAAAAUGCUGGAGAUGCUCAAGCAAACUGGCAGGCCAGAGAUGGUUGUUGGUUGGUACCAUUCCCACCCGGGGUUUGGGUGUUGGAUGUCCGGGGUUGAUAUAAAUACGCAGCAGUCCUUCGAAGCACUUAAUCAACGGGCCGUUGCUGUCGUUAUCGAUCCGGUCCAAAGCGUCUAUGACCUUGUUAAAGGGAAGGUCGUCAUUGACUGUUUUCGUCUGAUCAAUCCACAGCUGAUGAUGCUAGGAAAAGUGGCACCAAGACAGACCACAUCGAAUGUUGGUCAUCUCAAGAAGCCGUCAAUCCAAGCCCUCAUUCAUGGUCUUAAUAGACACUACUACUCUAUGGUAAUUGACUAUAGAAAGAACAAGCUUGAGGAACAAAUGCUGACAAACCUCUACAAGAAAACGUGGGCAGCAGGCCUGACGACUUCCAACUUUGACACGCAUGCCAAUGUGAAUCAUGCAAUUAUUACUAGUAUGGCUAAACACUCAAAGAAUUAUACGCUUCGCAUCAGGGAGGAAGACGGAAAGACAGCAGAGGAAAUCCUCGUGGCUAAUGUUGGAAAAAUUGAUCCGAAGCGCCACCUUGAAUAUAAUGUGGACGAGAUAAUGGCAGCAAAUAUUCUUCAGGUUUUGGGGACCAUGCUGACCACAAUCGUAUUCUGAUGCCUGUAUAACAAUGCCCAAAUGACACUGCCCUCUUGCAAGCGGACCUCGGAAACCGCACUGUGAACCUAUGUGGCAUUGCGAUGAAGCAUAGUUUAGAGCCAUGCCUCUGCAGAGCCAAAAAGCCUAGUGCCGGAUGCGGAAUCCAACGGUCCUCAUCAGCUGAGUGAUGUGAUCAAUCUGCAAUGAUGUGGUCUUCAACAGUGAGGUGAUCAUCGUACAAUGUCGCGGGGGAUAUUGUGCGUGUAGUCGCCUGUAGCUGGUUACUAGUUCCAACUGGCCUAUUCUGGCCUUCGGCUGCAAAGAAUCAACCAAAAGCAUAAUUGCCGGCCCGUCCAAGGAGCAAAGAGCUCCAUCGGUUCUCCUGAGCCCUCGUGAACUUGAAGCCCCGCGGCCCACACACUGCCUCGUGGUGGCUGCAAACGGCCACACGGCACUUCAACAUAGUGCUGUGUCAGCUGUCUGGCUCCAUUCGACCCCCCGGGGGACCCUCUACUUAGCUAUCCGCCUGGC
Messenger RNA from Aureococcus anophagefferens, 1278 nucleotides. RefSeq lists its product as hypothetical. The record is from RefSeq and is a predicted model, not a curated record. The coding region runs from base 43 to 765 and encodes 240 amino acids. The transcript is spliced from 10 exons. Gene Ontology annotation, molecular function: proteasome binding; metallopeptidase activity; protein binding. Gene Ontology annotation, biological process: proteasome-mediated ubiquitin-dependent protein catabolic process; protein deubiquitination. Gene Ontology annotation, cellular component: proteasome regulatory particle, lid subcomplex. NCBI's taxonomy places the organism in Eukaryota, Pelagophyceae, Pelagomonadales, Pelagomonadaceae.